Molecule: messenger RNA, 1335 nt
Organism: Eurytemora carolleeae
Lineage: Eukaryota; Metazoa; Arthropoda; Copepoda; Calanoida; Temoridae
Exons: 12
Coding region: 442-1269 (275 amino acids)
Source: RefSeq, a predicted model, not a curated record
GUUUAACAACACGUUUAAAUGUGAAUAAUUUAGUUAAAAUAUCCUGCAAUUGAUGCGUCCAAUACAGAAAAUUAUUGUGAAUGAGAGCAAAGAGAGAAAUUUCCUCUCAUAUUGUAACCUAAUCUCCCCUAUCGGCCUCUCGCUAAUAAUCCUUAUCGUGAAAAAGAGCAAUUUCCGUUCUUUUGUAGAAAUAAAGUACACACAACAAUACCAUUUAUUCAUUUUACAUUGAUUUUUGUUACCCUGGAUUUAAGAUUUCAACGCUGGCAAAAUCACAGAAGAUUUUUGCGUCAGACUCAGAAUGUUUAUACCUCAGUUCAAAAAGUGUCUUUUAUCAAAGAAUUCAACUUGGAAAUCAACAAAAAUCUGAAAAGGUUGGAACUUUUGGAUAAGAUGAAUUGUAUAUCCACAUCAGAAACUUUUGAUAAAUCAUAGACGCACAUGUUGGUAAGAUUGCCAUUAUCUUGGAGUUUUAAACUCAUGGUUCUAAUUUCUUUAACCUCAGCAGAAAUCUGUCCGUACCAGCAAACUCCGGAUGAUACUGUUCAGAAAUAUCUAGAAAACUCUGAACCAAAACCAAAGGAGGUAGGGUGCAGAGAAGAGAUGAUACUGGAGAAAGUUCAUGUUCCAGAAAACCUCCCUGGAGCUGAAAAAGUUGUUGAACUUCAACCAGCGGUUGUUCAGACAAAAAGAUGUACCGGAUUGUGUUUAGAGUCUGUAGCUUCAUCUUGCUCCCAUACUAUCCAAACCUACAGGAAUAUAAGUUUAAUGAUUAAGUAUGAAGAUGGCAACUGUAUUCAGGUUAAAACUAGUAUCAGGGAUGAAAGUGGAUGUAAGUGUGGUUGUACAAAUGAAUGCUCCGGUUUUUCAACUCUAAACCAAACUACAUGUUUAUGUGAUUGUUUAUCCACGGAAGUGUGUCCUUCUGGGAAGGAAUUUAGCUCAGAUAGUUGUGACUGUGUGUGCAAGGCGAGAGAUGAGGGUAUCUCCGGAUGCUGGUGGAAACAGGAGUGGAGUGAUGAGUUCUGUUCCUGCUAUAUCAAUAUGUCAAGUUCUGAUUACCAGAAUAUUGGAGUAGGAAUCCUAAUAUUCUCUCUGGUAAUCUCUAUCCUUCUGAAUAUCAAGAGCACACUGUAUACACGCAAACUUCUUCUCUAUAUAGAUGAAAACCGUGUUUAUGGACUAAGUAAAAGAUUAUUAAGGAACUGUGCAAAGAUCAAACCAAGACAGAAAACUGAGAAUGGUUGGGAAUAUGGAAACACUUACUAAAUUGUAACAAUCAUUAUCAAAAUUUAAUUUAAUAUAUAUCCUUUCAUAAUAAAAUUUAUAAAUUAA